GACCAAUAAGACUUUGUCAGACUUGAGCAUGUUCAGGUACUACUAUCUGACUUUUGGUGAUAUUAGAGUCAUAGGUAGUAGCGUCCCCUCUUGUCGAUUUGCCAGUGCCAGUGAGUUUGGGGACUCUUUGUAUGGUCCACCAAACUUGAAAUUGUUAGAAAUUACCAAAGUACCGAAAAACAGCACUAGAAGAUUCGAUCGAUUGGAUGUCUGAAUUGUUCACCCAUGUACACAAAUUGACAACCAAGUCCAGGGUAAUUGAGGAACAGCGUCUGACCUGCUGUCCGAUUGCGAUAGCCUGAGCGAGCUAAAGUGGAACUUUGGCUCCAGUCCCUGCAAUUCUCAGUUGUCGGCGCCCGUGCCUGAAAGCGGUGUGCCAACUUUUCGGUGGCAGAAUUUCCCAAGAUUUUCUGACAUUUCCUAGUCUCGGCUGUAGCAACACUUUGCCUACUGUAACACCCGUCCACCCCAAUAACCAAUCCAGCAAUGGCGAAAAGCAAACUCAAGAUGGCGCUAGCCGCCGACAAGGGCACCGACUUCAAGAAGUUGAAGGAGAAGCGCCAGAAGAAGGCAGCCCUCAAGCGCAAGCAGGCUGAAGAAGGACCCCAGGACAGCGACGACCACAGCGGGGCAGAGGACGCCGAAGUGGCGCAAAUAAGCGACGAGUCUGAUGAGGACGAGGAAUACGAGGAUGCAGAGGAGCAGAUCAACCUCCACGGCAUCGACGAGAGCGACAGCUCCGGCUCCGAGGUCGAAAUGGAAGAGCGCUUGCCACGUAAACCAAAGACAAUCCUGAAACCUCUCAAUGCUGCGAAACCGAUCGCCAGACCUGGAAAGGCCGAGGACGCCGACAGUGAUGAGGAUGAGGACGAGGAAGAUGAGGAGGACAUUCCCAUUUCCGAUCUCGAAGACCUCGACGAAGACGAGAAGGAAGAUCUCAUUCCGCACACCCGCCUCACAAUUAACAAUACGUCUGCCCUGCUCACCUCGCUCAAUCGCAUCGCACUGCCGACCGACAAGUCCGUACCGUUUGCCACACAUCAAGUGGUCGUCUCGGCCGAGGCCACGGCCGACUCCAUUCCCGACAUCCAGGAUGACCUCCAGCGCGAACUGGCAUUCUACUCGCAAUCGCUCGCCGCGGUGCGCGAGGCGAGGACGAAGCUACGCGCAGAAAAGGUGCCCUUCAGCCGGCCCAAGGACUACUUUGCGGAGAUGAUCAAGGAGGACGCGCACAUGGAGAAGAUCAAGGCCAAACUGGUCGAGGAGGCCACCAACAAGAAGGCGGCCGCUGAGGCUAGGAAGAUGAGGGACCUCAAGAAGUUUGGCAAACAAGUCCAAGUGGCCAAGCUGCAAGAGAGACAAAAGGUCAAGAGGGAGACGCUGGAUAAGAUCAAGAACCUGAAGAGGAAACGCUCGGAAUCAGGCAACGACAUGGGCACCAAGGAGGCUGACAUUUUCGACGUCGGUGUCGACAAGGAGCUCAGCAAGAAUAGCACCGGCAGGUCUGACCGCGCUGGUGCUGGUCGUGGCAGCAAGCCCAACACCAAGCGCCAGAAGAAGGACGAAAAAUACGGCUUUGGUGGAAAGAAGCGUCAUGCGAAGUCGGGCGAUUUCGCUAGCUCGUCAGACUUGAGCGGCUUCAGUGCCAAAGCGAUGAAGGCCAAGGGUGGGGUCAGUAAAUCCAGACCAGGGAAGAGUAAGAGGAAGGCCAUGUCAACUCGAUAGAUAUCCUGUCAGCACCGUAAGUUGAAUACUCAAAUGCCUGGCGUCACGGGUCGGAAUGCCUGUUUAUGCAUGUCGUUCAUUCGUCUAUGACUUGGAAAGAAUAUGUAGAGAGAUUCGCUACCGGAACAGGCUUUGUGAGCUUUGUUCCGCGUGCCACCGUCCUCCUCGUUCCGUCUAAGACUCUCCAACUGGUG
This is a messenger RNA of Emericellopsis atlantica, 1919 nucleotides long. RefSeq names its product eukaryotic rRNA processing protein EBP2-domain-containing protein. The record is from RefSeq and is a predicted model, not a curated record. The coding region runs from base 487 to 1725 and encodes 412 amino acids. Gene Ontology annotation, biological process: rRNA processing; ribosomal large subunit biogenesis. Gene Ontology annotation, cellular component: preribosome, large subunit precursor; nucleolus; nuclear periphery. NCBI's taxonomy places the organism in Eukaryota, Fungi, Ascomycota, Sordariomycetes, Hypocreales, Bionectriaceae. The transcript is spliced from 3 exons.